CUGGCCUCGGCUCGGGCCCCGGCUGCGUCUUCCGCGCGCAGGCUGCACGGCCCCCGCGCGCCCGCGCUCCGACCGGCUCUCGGCGCGUCGCCGGGUUGCCUGCUCGCCCAGCACCUCUCGCCCCAGUUCCCAAGAGCGGGGAUGCAGAUGCUGCCGCUGGUCCGGGUGGGCGCCGCCGCCGCCGCUGCUGCUUUUCCCCGGACUGCUCGCUGCCUCCGCUUCGACAGCUGCCGCCGCCGCCGCCUGUGACUCGCCCCCUCCCCUUUCUUUCUUCUCUUUUUUGCCUCCGUCCUCUUUCUCCGGGUGUGCGCGCGCGCUGAUUGCACGGUUUGCUUUGGCAGGAGCUCGCUCGUGUGUGCGCGUGUGUGUGUGUGCGUGUGUGGAGAGCGCCAGAGCCUUGCUCGCUCUCGGAGAGUCGAAGAAGAGAAAGAACCGAAGAGGCGGCGGCGGCGGCGGCGCGGAGCUCGGGGCCGCGCGAUGAAGCUCCCACAUGCCCUCGGCUGCCCGGCCCGGCCGGCCAGCUAAUCGGCCACCCCGCGGGCUCCGCGCUCCGCGACCCCCGGGACGCAGCCCUCAGCGGCCGGGCGCCCGCUCCACCCGCGCGCCCCCACCGUGCACCCGGGAAGGAGUUUGCGUGACCCUCGCUCCGGCUCUCGGCGCGGGUUGCGGGCGCGAGAGGAGACCCUCCGCGGAGGGAAAACCUCGGGAGAAGGAGGCGGGUUUGGCGGAGAAGCAGCCAGCCCAGGCUCUCGCGGCUCCCCCUACCUAUUCCAUUGCUCCCUUUCCCAAGCGGAAAGGGGAGGACGAGGAAGAAGAAGAAAAAGAAAGAGAAGGGGGUGGGGUGGGAGAACUGGAUAUAAAGAUCGGCUGGGGGAUGGUGGAAGAUUUUUGGUCUCUUCAGCAGCGUCUUUUCUUAAGCGGCGGCGGCGGCGGCAGCGGCAGCAGCAGCGGGAGAAGCAGCCUCAGUUAUGACUGCCGCAUGUUAAUCGCUGCCGCUCGGGUCUCUCGGCUGCUGCUGGACACGGAGCCUGACUCCGAAGUUGUGCAACUGUGCACUGGGAGAGACAUUUGAACCCUCCUCUCUCUUUGCUCCGUUUCGACCCCCUCGGUGUGUUGGGAGCGAGAGAAACGUCAAGGAAGACACGCAUUUGGGUCUUUUCUUCUUAUUUUCCCCUUGCCCUUUCUCCAUGGCUGUGUAGUGGAAGAAAGGGGGAAGGAGAGACUUGUUGUUGUUGUUUCUCCACCUUCCUGCUGCCUUCUCUGCGCUUUGGUACCCUUCUUGGCCGCGAGUGGUGGGGUGCCUUCUCCGGGGCCGGCCGGUCUCUUGCCCCGGGCUCCAUGGCUGGAUUGUGGACGCUGCCCCCGGCUGCAGGUUGUUGAGCAACUGAUGGGACGAUCUCAGGCACCGGCGGUUACGAAAGAAAUGUUUAAAUGUUCAGUAAAUCAGAGGAAAAGAUCAUGGACUUUUAGCAACUGAAGAGCAAAUUAAGGAUUCAAAUUUGGGAUAUUGGUGUUUGUUUUUGAGAAAUUUUUUUGUGGGAUUUUUUUUUUUUUUUUAAAUCAUCGGUCUUGGAAUACAGAAGAGGAACCAGAAAGACACUUAUUUCAUUUCACGCUGGGAACACUCACUUUUGAGGCACUCUCUCGCCCCGGUACACAACCAUGUGGCCAUCACAGCUACUAGUCUUCAUGGUGCUGACUGCACCAAUCAUUCAAGGUGGCAAGCACAGUGAGCGACAUCCAGCCCUUCCUGCUCCACUGCGACAUGCUGAGCGCAGCCCCGGAGGCGCUCUCCCACCCAGACAUCUCCUUCAGCAACCAGCCGCAGAGCGGGCCACUACUCAUCGUGGACAAGGGCCCCGUGGAGCUACCAGAGGAGGUCGUGGUCCAGGUGCCCAAGGAGCCCAGAGUGCAGCCCAAGCUUUCAGCCGUGCCCCAAUUCCGAUGGCUGUGGUCCGCAGAGAGCUCUCCUGUGAGAGCUACCCCAUAGAGCUCCGCUGUCCAGGAACAGAUGUCAUCAUGAUAGAAAGUGCCAACUAUGGAAGGACUGAUGACAAAAUUUGUGACUCUGACCCUGCUCAGAUGGAGAACAUACGAUGCUAUCUGCCAGAUGCCUAUAAGAUUAUGUCUCAAAGGUGCAAUAACAGAACACAGUGUGCAGUGGUGGCAGGUCCUGAUGUUUUUCCAGACCCGUGUCCAGGAACCUAUAAAUACCUGGAAGUGCAGUACGAAUGUGUCCCUUACAAAGUGGAACAAAAAGUUUUUCUUUGUCCUGGACUACUGAAAGGAGUAUACCAGAGUGAACACUUGUUUGAAUCCGACCACCAGUCUGGGGCAUGGUGCAAAGACCCUCUGCAGGCUUCUGACAAGAUUUAUUAUAUGCCCUGGACGCCCUACAGAACCGACACCCUCACUGAGUACUCCUCCAAGGACGACUUCAUCGCCGGAAGACCUACUACAACCUACAAGCUCCCACACAGGGUGGAUGGCACAGGGUUUGUAGUGUAUGACGGAGCUCUGUUUUUCAACAAAGAGCGCACCAGGAACAUAGUAAAGUUUGAUUUGCGGACUAGGAUAAAGAGCGGAGAGGCGAUCAUAGCAAACGCCAAUUACCAUGAUACCUCCCCUUACCGAUGGGGAGGCAAAUCUGACAUAGACCUGGCAGUGGAUGAAAAUGGGCUCUGGGUGAUCUAUGCAACAGAACAAAAUAAUGGUAAAAUUGUCAUUAGUCAAUUGAACCCUUAUACCCUACGGAUUGAAGGGACAUGGGAUACUGCGUACGAUAAAAGAUCCGCUUCCAACGCGUUUAUGAUUUGCGGGAUUCUGUAUGUGGUCAAAUCGGUCUACGAGGAUGAUGACAAUGAGGCCACAGGGAAUAAGAUUGACUACAUUUACAACACCGACCAAAGUAAGGAUAGUUUGGUGGAUGUCCCCUUUCCCAAUUCAUACCAGUACAUAGCAGCUGUGGAUUACAACCCCAGAGACAACCUUCUUUACGUAUGGAAUAACUAUCACGUUGUGAAAUAUUCCUUGGAUUUUGGACCUCUGGAUGGUAGAUCAGGGCAGGCGCAUCAUGGGCAGGUGUCCUACAUCUCUCCACCAAUUCACCUUGACUCUGAGCUAGAAAGACCUCCUGUUAGAGAAAUGUCUACCACAGGACCUCUUGGCAUGGGAAGCACCACCACCAGCACCACCUUGCGGACCACAACUUGGAGCCCAGGCAGGAGUACCACCCCAUCCGUGUCUGGAAGACGAAACCGGAGUACCAGCACCCCAUCUCCAGCUGUGGAGGUGCUUGAUGACAUGACCACACAUCUGCCAUCAGCCUCGUCCCAAAUCCCAGCUCUGGAAGAGAGCUGUGAAGCUGUGGAAGCUCGAGAAAUCAUGUGGUUUAAGACCCGUCAAGGACAGAUGGCCAAGCAGCCUUGCCCUGCAGGAACGAUUGGAGUAUCAACUUAUCUCUGCCUGGCUCCUGAUGGAAUCUGGGAUCCCCAAGGACCAGAUCUUAGCAACUGUUCUUCUCCUUGGGUCAACCAUAUAACACAAAAGUUGAAAUCUGGAGAGACAGCUGCCAACAUUGCUAGAGAGUUGGCUGAACAAACAAGAAAUCAUUUGAAUGCUGGAGACAUCACCUACUCAGUCCGCGCCAUGGACCAGCUGGUAGGCCUCCUAGAUGUACAACUCCGGAACUUGACCCCAGGUGGAAAAGACAGUGCUGCGCGGAGUUUGAACAAGCUUCAGAAAAGAGAGCGCUCUUGCAGAGCCUAUGUCCAGGCGAUGGUCGAGACAGUUAACAACCUUCUCCAGCCACAAGCCUCAAAUGCGUGGAGAGACCUGACUACAAGCGAUCAGCUACGGGCAGCGACCAUGUUGCUUGACACUGUGGAGGAAAGUGCUUUUGUCCUGGCCGAUAACCUUUUGAAGACUGACAUUGUCAGGGAGAACACAGACAAUAUUCAGUUGGAAGUUGCAAGGCUGAGCACGGAAGGAAACUUAGAAGACCUAAAAUUUCCAGAAAACAUGGGUCACGGAAGCACUAUCCAGCUCUCCGCAAAUACUUUAAAACAAAAUGGUCGAAACGGAGAGAUCAGAGUGGCCUUUGUCCUAUACAACAACUUGGGUCCUUAUUUGUCCACGGAGAAUGCCAGCAUGAAGUUGGGAACAGAGGCUAUGUCCACCAAUCAUUCUGUUAUUGUCAAUUCCCCUGUUAUUACAGCAGCAAUAAACAAAGAGUUCAGCAAUAAGGUUUAUUUAGCUGAUCCUGUGGUGUUCACUGUUAAACAUAUUAAGCAGUCCGAGGAGAAUUUCAACCCUAACUGUUCAUUUUGGAGCUAUUCCAAGCGCACAAUGACAGGUUAUUGGUCAACACAAGGCUGCCGGCUUCUGACAACAAAUAAGACACAUACUACAUGCUCUUGUAAUCACCUAACCAAUUUUGCAGUACUGAUGGCACACGUGGAAGUUAAGCACAGUGAUGCGGUCCAUGACCUUCUUCUGGAUGUGAUCACGUGGGUUGGAAUUUUGCUGUCCCUUGUUUGUCUCCUGAUUUGCAUCUUCACAUUUUGCUUUUUCCGCGGGCUCCAGAGUGAUCGCAAUACCAUCCACAAGAACCUCUGCAUCAGCCUUUUCGUAGCUGAACUUCUCUUCCUGAUCGGGAUCAACCGAACUGACCAACCCAUUGCCUGUGCCGUUUUCGCUGCCCUCUUACAUUUCUUCUUCCUGGCCGCCUUCACCUGGAUGUUCCUGGAGGGAGUGCAGCUCUACAUCAUGCUGGUGGAGGUUUUCGAGAGUGAGCACUCACGGAGGAAAUAUUUCUACCUGGUCGGCUACGGGAUGCCGGCGCUCAUCGUGGCUGUGUCAGCAGCGGUGGACUAUAGGAGUUACGGAACAGAUAAAGUAUGUUGGCUCCGACUUGACACCUACUUCAUUUGGAGCUUUAUAGGACCAGCGACCUUGAUAAUAAUGCUUAAUGUCAUCUUCCUUGGGAUUGCUCUAUAUAAAAUGUUCCAUCAUACUGCCAUUCUGAAACCUGAAUCGGGCUGCCUUGAUAAUAUCAACUAUGAGGAUAACAGACCCUUCAUCAAGUCAUGGGUUAUAGGUGCAAUAGCUCUUCUCUGCCUAUUAGGAUUGACCUGGGCCUUCGGACUCAUGUAUAUUAAUGAAAGCACAGUCAUCAUGGCGUAUCUCUUCACUAUAUUCAAUUCUCUACAGGGAAUGUUUAUAUUCAUUUUCCAUUGUGUCCUACAAAAGAAGGUACGAAAAGAGUAUGGGAAAUGCCUGCGAACGCAUUGUUGUAGCGGCAAAAGUACAGAGAGUUCCAUUGGCUCAGGGAAAACAUCUGGUUCUCGAACUCCUGGACGCUACUCCACAGGCUCACAGAGCCGAAUUCGUAGAAUGUGGAAUGACACGGUCCGAAAGCAGUCAGAGUCUUCCUUCAUUACUGGAGAUAUAAACAGUUCAGCGUCACUCAACAGAGGAGCCAUGGCUAAUCAUCUUAUAAGCAAUGCUCUGCUUCGUCCGCAUGGUACUAACAAUCCCUAUAAUACAUUGCUUGGGGAACCGGCGGUCUGUAACAACCCUUCUGUCAGCAUGUACAACGCACAAGAGGGGCUUCUGAACAAUGCCAGGGAUACAAGUGUCAUGGAUACUCUACCACUGAAUGGUAACCAUGGCAAUAGUUACAGCAUUGCCAGUGGUGAGUACCUGAGCAACUGUGUGCAAAUCAUAGACCGUGGCUAUAACCACAACGAGACCGCCCUAGAGAAAAAGAUUCUGAAGGAACUCACUUCCAACUAUAUCCCGUCUUACCUGAACAACCACGAGCGCUCCAGUGAACAGAACAGGAAUCUGAUGAACAAGCUGGUGAAUAACCUUGGCAGCGGGAGUGAAGAUGAUGCCAUUGUCCUGGAUGACGCCACCUCCUUUAACCAUGAGGAGAGUUUGGGCCUGGAACUCAUUCAUGAGGAAUCCGAUGCUCCUUUGCUUCCCCCAAGAGUUUACUCUGCAGAGAACCACCAGCCACACCAUUACACCAGAAGGCGGCUCCCCCAAGACCACAGUGAGAGCUUUUUCCCUUUGCUAACCAACGAGCACACAGAAGAUCUCCAGUCACCCCAUAGGGACUCUCUGUACACCAGCAUGCCGGCACUGGCUGGUGUGCCUGCCGCGGAGAGUGUUACCACCAGCACCCAGACCGAACCCCCACCGGCCAAAUGUGGUGAUGCCGAAGAUGUUUACUACAAAAGCAUGCCAAACCUAGGCUCCAGAAACCACGUCCAUCAGCUGCACACCUACUACCAGCUAGGGCGUGGUAGCAGUGAUGGAUUUAUAGUUCCUCCAAACAAAGAUGGGACCCCUCCAGAGGGCAGUUCAAAAGGACCAGCUCAUUUGGUCACUAGUCUAUAGAAGAUGACACAGAAAUCGAAACCAACAAAACUGCUAACACCUGGUGGACUGUUCCAAGUUGAUAUAAGCAGUGGUAAUAAUGUGUGUACUCCUAAAUCUUUAUGCUGUUCUUGAAAGACAAACACAGACUUUCAGACUUUUUUUUUUUUUAAACUGGGAUUUAUAGGUCAGCCCAGGGGAGAAAGAUAACUGCUGAAAUUCCCCUGUGCCCUCUCCUUUCCUGUCUUUCCCCCUCAGAUGGAGACUUCAUUAUGUUAAUGAACGAGAUAUGAAGAAGAUGGCGCUCAUUGUGGCCUUGUUGAAUUCUGUUGUGUUUGUUCUAACAUCUCUGAUGCUCUGUUACUAUAAUAACAAGGACCUGAUUUUUAAAAGGCCAGAAUGGUUGUUUGAAAUUAGUAACAAUGCUGCAUCUAGAUUGGAGUGCUGCACAAACAUAAAAACAAAGGAAAACUGUAUCACAUAGUGGUUUUUAGUCACUCACAACCUGAAUUCACCACAGCAGGAAUAUCUGUGGAGUACAAAAUAAAACAACAAAAUAAUGAAAUGGAGGGGAAUUCUAGAAUUAUAUGCUAAAUGCAUAUUUUAUGAUUUGCUGUAUUAACUGAUGAUAAAACUAAUGGCAGAAAAAAAAUGAACAAUUUCUAUGUAAUGUACAGAUACUAGCAUUGCACAUAUAGUCAGCUUUCUGUUCCUCCAGAAUUUGAGUCCUGUUAAUGUAGUGGAAAAAAAGAGAUUUUUUCUUUUUCUUUUGUGCUGGUCUUGCAAGUUUGUCUACCAGUAAGAGAGCAAAGUUUCCUUCCUUUCUUUCUUUUCUUUCUUCCUUCAUUUUCUUUUCCUUCUGUUCUCUCUUUUUCUUUUCUUAUUUCUCUUUCUUUCUUUCUUUAUUUCUCUUUCUUUCUUCUCUUAUUGCUUUUUGCUUUUUUUUUUCCUUUAAAAUUUCACCUGGCAAAAAAAUAAAUAAAUAAAUAAAUGAAACUAUCACUUUAUAAGAAUCAUUUUCUAGUAAUACAAACAAAUUAUUUUUUACAAAAAAAAAUAAAAUAAAUAAAAUUAGACUUCCUUCCCUCACUAUAUAUCUUUAUUCAGUCAGAGUAUUUCCAAGAGCAUUUUUGCAAAUUAGAGCAGGACGAACUUUUCUGUUUACAGUGCACAUUUGUUGUAAUGCAAAGCAUAUUUGGCAAGCAGUUCAUCACCAAGACAGUAGCUAUGAUUCUAGAAGUCAAGAGGUGUCAAUAGAACUAGUGGGGCUUCUGCAUGUGGAAAAAAAAAAAAAAAAAACUAAAACAAAACAGUAUCCCAUAGGCGUUUAAGUGCUGAAUGCUCAGUCCGAUCCCCAAGUGGGCACCUGCACUAUCAAUUUUUAAAGGAAAUUCACUCCCUUGUAGUAAGAAUCAAAAGGUCAAGUUAUUUUGAAGUGAUUUUUUUAAAGCUCUUCUGUUUAUUAACAGGAAGAUUUAUUUAUUUGACAGGAUUUUAAGUAAUGUAGGAAUACAAGAGGUAAAUUAGCAGCACAUAUAAUUUUUUUUUAAAUUUAUGAUCCAUUUUGUAUGGUCUCAAAGUUGGAUGACCUCAUUACUAAUAUUUGUUGUAAAAGUGAAACUUGUUUGCCAACCAAUAAACAACUGAUUGAGAUUU
This is a messenger RNA of Lutra lutra (Eurasian river otter), 8040 nucleotides long. It is a transcript of the gene ADGRL3, whose product is annotated as adhesion G protein-coupled receptor L3. Gene Ontology annotation, cellular component: glutamatergic synapse; membrane; axon. Gene Ontology annotation, molecular function: carbohydrate binding; G protein-coupled receptor activity. Gene Ontology annotation, biological process: synapse assembly; brain development; adenylate cyclase-activating G protein-coupled receptor signaling pathway. The coding region runs from base 1663 to 6405 and encodes 1580 amino acids. The transcript has 27 exons. Lineage: Eukaryota; Metazoa; Chordata; Mammalia; Carnivora; Mustelidae. The record is from RefSeq and is a predicted model, not a curated record.